AUGGAACGAUUUGUGGUAACAGCACCACCUGCUAGAAACCGUUCUAAGACUGCAUUGUAUGUGACUCCCCUGGAUAGAGUCUCUGAGUUUGGAGGUGAGCUUCAUGAAGAUGGAGGAAAACUCUUCUGCACUUCUUGCAAUGUGGUUCUGAAUCAUGUUCGCAAGUCUGCCAUUAGUGACCAUCUCAAGUCAAAGACUCAUACCAAGAGGAAGGCAGAAUUUGAAGAGCAGAAUGUGAGAAAGAAACAGAGGCCCCUAACUGCCUCUCUUCAGUGCAACAGUACUGCACAAACAGAGAAAGUCAGUGUUAUCCAGGACUUUGUGAAAAUGUGUCUGGAAGCCAACAUCCCACUUGAGAAGGCUGAUCACCCAGCAGUCCGUGCUUUCCUGUCUCGCCAUGUGAAGAAUGGAGGCUCCAUACCUAAAUCAGACCAGCUGCGGAGAGCCUAUCUUCCUGAUGGAUAUGAGAAUGAAAAUCAGCUCCUCAACUCACAAGAUUGUUGACAAGGAGGUUACCACCAUUGUGAUCAAGAUAAAUAAUGUGGAGUAUUAAAGUUACGUGUUGAUUGUGUGGUUCAUUUUUAUAUUUAUUUCAUUUAAAAUCAUGUGAUGCAGAAUAGUUUUGCAAUGUGUAUAUAGUUGCAGGCAAAAAAAAAAAAUCUUCACUGCAAAACUUAUUGUUAAUUUUAGUCACCAAUGGUAUAAAGCAAAAGUUAGGUUUAGAUUGUGCUAGGAUGCUUGAAACCUGAUGGUUAUCUUUAAAAUUGAUGGUUUUUCUCCUGAAAUGUUUGUGCAUGGAAGAACUGCCCUGCUUUUUUACCCUGUUGCCAUGUAUGAUUAUUCCUUGUGAGAUUGCUUAAUUUCUCGAAGACUAGCCUAGGAAAUUGAAGCUGCUGCCAGGCAACACCACUCACAGUAACUUAGAGAAAUUAUUCCUGAUCAGAAGAUUCUCUUCAAAAAGGAAGGGGCAGUGGGAAACUGUUCUUAUAUCUUCAAAUUCAGAUUCCUAGCAGAAAUGACUUUAUUUCAAACUAUGUUUUACUUGUAUAUUAUGCAGUUAACCUUAACUAUACUUCAGGUUUUCACUUUGUCCCCCUUUUUAAAGGCUUAUUGUAUUUAUAGCAGUUUCAAGUGACCAAAAGACUAAAAUCUUUCAUUUAAUGUCAGUGCCAAGAGCCAUAGAGAAUUUUGCAGUGACAAGAUUUUAGUCUCUUACUAGGAACUCAGAUUUUUGAACCAUAGUGUUGAAUUUAAAUAUCAUCUUGAGUUUGCAAACUUUUUUUAUGUGUUACUGUUAAAAGACUUGAAAAUUGGCAUUUCUUUUUAAACAAGUAGAAAAUUUAUGGUUGAGUUUUCUCUUUUCAUAGAGAAUUAGUAAUGACUUUUGGCAAAUUACUUUCUAUACAUUAAUUUUUCCUUAUGAUUUUAUAAGAGUUUAUUUAGGUAAAUAGAGUAGACUAGAAACCAGUUUACUUUCACUUUUAUCUGCUUUGCCUCUGGUAGUACAAAGUUUUUAAACAUAGAUGAUAAACAAUUGUCUAGAAAUUCUGACAGAAUUUUUGUAGUGAAUAUCUGGCAGUAUCCUGCAUAACUGGGUGAGGAAAUAAUUUUGUUAAAGGUCAGCGGAGUUCAGGAAAUGAUUUCUUACCUGAACCUUGCUGUCCUUUACGGGGAUCAAAGUAGUUUAACUCAGCUAAGUCCUCUCUAUUAGAGCCCCAAAUUAUAUUUUUUAAAAAACAUAACAGCUGAAAACUUGGACUAGAGCUUUAAUUUAAAAAAAUUUUAAAUUGUUUGAAAUUCAAGUUAAAAAUAUUUAUAAGAGAUAUUUCUAUUAUAGAGCACUGACACGUGAUGCCAUAUGUGACUUAGACAGAGUUAUCUUUGAAUUUUACUACAAAUUUUCAUUUAAAAGAAAAAGCCAAAGUGAAUGAGAAAAAGUUAGAUUUUGUAUUUUUCAGAAACAACUUUACGUGUCUUAACUUUGUUUAGACUUAAGUUCCUAAUUCAUGUUGUCAAACUGACCCUUUGAUUUUUUUAUUUUGAUUGAAAAAUAAGCCUGCCACCAAAAAAAAAAAUCACUUGUUAAAAUUUGAACCGUCAAUUUUUCUCAUGUUCAGUUAUAUUAAAGUAGAACAAUAAAUGCCUAGAGCAGUGCUCUUGUUGAUGACAUACACAUAUGAGGAGACCAGCAGCAAAACAUAACCAAAAUGUUUUGCUUUUACUUCCUCUACAAAAGUAUUUGCAGGCAACCAUGUUGAAUUUGAAUUAUCUAGGAUGGUAGAAAGUCUAAGAAGAUAAUUGAGUUUUACAGCCCUAUUUUCAGAAUACAGUAAUUUAAAUAUACAAUCAUUCUGUUUUUGAAAUUCCAUGUGAUUCAGAUUGAUCCCUAUUUGGAUAUUAAUUUGCACUGGUAGCAAAAUAUAGUGGCAGAACAGCUUUGAAUAGUCCUAAGCAGUAAACUGGAUGAUGUUGCAUUAAAAAAACAUCAGUAAUUCAUAUUUAAUUUUCUAGUAGUUAUUACUGAUUUGGUAAUCAUUUAGGUCACAUGUAUCUUGAUGUAUUUUUUUCAGGCUCCCAAUUAUCCCCACAUUCACUGUAUCUAGGGGCAUAGUCCAUUCUGUUAGAAUUAUAUCAUGUCCUUAGAAGCAUUUUCCAUUCUGUUGUGGGUAUUUGAUAUUAAUGUUUCUUUACUGAUUAUGAAACUUUAGUUCCCUUAAACUGGUUAACUUUGUCUCAUAGUUAAAUAAGGCAGAAUGAUUGUUUUAGUUUGCUCAAACUGGUUGGUACAAAUCCCUGAAACCAUGAUUGGCAUAUGUUAGAUAGCAAAUGAGAAUGUCUAAGAGGCAUAUGCUGCUUUGGAGGUGUAUUGAACAUGUGUACAGAAGCUUUCAAUUUUAACUAUAUAGUGUUAGUGUGAUGCUAUAUUAUUGGAAAAAUAGCAACUUCUUUCUGUUUUAUAAGUUGUAUCAUAAUCAUAAGGUUUGUAAUGUUUCAUUUAUAAACUGCCUUCUUCAACACAUACUUACCUGUUUAUAGUAUUUUCUCAGUAUGGUAGUAAGUCUUCCAGAAUUUCACAAUAUGCUUUCAGUAAAUAGUCCGUAGCUUGUUGAGAUGUU
Nycticebus coucang (slow loris) is the source of this 3116-nucleotide messenger RNA. Its product is annotated as CGG triplet repeat-binding protein 1. The record is from RefSeq and is a predicted model, not a curated record. Gene Ontology annotation, cellular component: nucleus. Gene Ontology annotation, biological process: regulation of transcription by RNA polymerase II. NCBI's taxonomy places the organism in Eukaryota, Metazoa, Chordata, Mammalia, Primates, Lorisidae. The transcript has a single exon. Gene Ontology annotation, molecular function: double-stranded DNA binding. The coding region runs from base 1 to 504 and encodes 167 amino acids.